AUGUCCUUCUCCAACCAAAGUCAAGAAGUUUCGCUUUCAGAUUCAUUAGAACCUCCCAAGAUGCGCGAGCUUGACAAUAUCAAGCCCCAUCCCAUUACUGGCCGGCUUAUCGAUUCUUAUCCAGUCACCCGAACAAAACCAAUGCGCGUCCUAUGCCUUGGACAGUCAAGAACAGGGAUAUCAGCUCUUUUCACAGCCCUCAAGCAACUAAACUAUACCCCAUACCACAUGUCUGUCGCCAUGGGCAGUCCAACGAUAAAUUAUCGUCUUUGGCGCGAAGCACUUGACGCAAAGUUUCAUGGCAGAGGCAAAUCCUGGGGUCGAGAAGAGUUUGAUAAGAUUUUUGGUUCUUAUGAUGCUGUGCUUGAUAUUCCGGCUACAUGCUUUGUGGAGGAGCUUGUAGCUGCCUACCCAGAAGCAAAAGUCAUCGUCACGCAGCACGAUGUGGAUAGCUGGUUGCGUAACAUGAACUUGACAAACGGUCGUGUUCUACGCUGGCCUCUCUGGGACACGCUGGCGAGUUGGGACUCCGCACAUGCAGGAGCUUUUUGGGAGUUCUCGAAGAAAGCCACGCCAGCUAGUUUCCAUACCAUGACAGACUUUUCAACAAAAUCUCCCGCGAGGCAGGCUUUCCACGAUCACUAUGAGCUGGUUAGGAGGAUAGUUCCUGUCGAGAGGACACUGGAGUACCAUGUCGAUGAAGGUUGGGGACCACUUUGCAAGUUCUUGGAUAAAAGGAUUCCCGAUCAAAAAUUCCCAAGGAUCGAUGACUCAAAGAAGUAUAUCCUCGCACAUAAGAUGAUAUGGUGGAUGGCUUUUGCCAAGAUGGUCGUCGGUAUCCCCAUCACAUAA
This is a messenger RNA of Fusarium graminearum PH-1, 852 nucleotides long. RefSeq lists its product as uncharacterized. Bases 1 to 852 code for a protein of 283 amino acids. The record is from RefSeq and is a predicted model, not a curated record. The transcript is spliced from 2 exons. Lineage: Eukaryota; Fungi; Ascomycota; Sordariomycetes; Hypocreales; Nectriaceae.